AUGGGAAAGGCUGCUGCACCAGUGACGCCGCCAAAGGCUGGUGCACCAGUGACGCCGCCAAAGGCUGCUGCAAAAGGACGCGGCGCUCGGCCAGAUCGCCCAAGCCAGAUCCGCCGGGAGUACUCCAUGUCACUGGAGCGCCAGGGUGCCAAGCUGGCAGAGGUGAGUGCGGAGGUGGCGAAGCUGACUGUGGAGAAUGCCUACAAGCAGGAGGCGCAAUCCCAGCAGAGCUACAAGUCCCUCUAUGAGCAGGCUGUUGUGCACAACCAGGAGCUCCAUGGGGCACUCAGCCAGAGCAACAAGCAGCAUGAGCAGCAGCUCAAGAAGGUCCUCGAGGAUGUUUCUGCGAAGGAUGAACGGCGCCGGUCGGAGAUCCUCAGGGGGCACAAGCAGGAGAUCCUUGCGAAGGAGAUCGAGAUCACUGCCCUGAAGGAGGAGCUCAUGCAGAAAGAUGCUGUCAAGGAGGCCGGCUCUUCUGCCCUUAGACGUUCUGACAUGGACAGGCUGCAGCCAAGGCAGGGCUGGCUCUGCAUUCCAGUUUGGUAG
This is a messenger RNA of Symbiodinium sp. CCMP2456, 546 nucleotides long. Lineage: Eukaryota; Dinophyceae; Suessiales; Symbiodiniaceae. The record is from the annotation of a GenBank genome assembly.